UUUUUAACUUGUUGAAUAGAUAAUGGACGCAUGGUUCCAAUUUCAACACACAUGUAAUAUUACGGUUGGAUAUGCUAUUUGCUUAUUUGCUUAUUGGUUCGUGCAUCGAAGAGAUAGGAUUAGGAGAUUAAAUAUUGAUCCUCAAGAACCUAAAGAAGUAAGAGAUGUUGUGCGAGAAAUAAUGUCUCAAAGAGUUAUAUGUCGUGAAAUGAUUCGAAUGAAUCCACCAGCUUUUAACCAAUUGUGCGAAAUAUUAGAGAUGAAUGGUGGGCUUAAACCAACUCAAAGGGCUACUAUUGAAGAGCAAGUUGUAAAAUUUUUAUACAUGUUGGGACACAGUGUAACAACUCGUGAAGUAAGAUAUUUGGACGAUCUGGAGAGAGUGUGAGUCGUCAUUUUCAUAAUGUUCUAAGAGCUAUGAUAGAGUUGGAGGAAAUGUUUUUUGUGCAACCCGAUGGAUCACAAGUUCCUUCGGAGAUACUCACCAAUUCAAAGUUCUAUCCCUAUUUCAAGGAUUGUGUUGGGGCAAUUGAUGGCACACAUAUUCGAGUAAAAGUUUCCCCUCGAGACGCCCCUAGAUAUCGUGGUAGGAAAGACUAUCCCACACAAAAUGUGUUGGCCGCAUGCACGUUUGACUUGAAAUUCACUUACGUUUUGCCUGGAUGGGAAGGAACUGCAUCUGAUUCCAGAAUUAUUAAAAAUGCUUUACAAAGGCGAUUUCCACUUAAGAUUCCUCAAGGAUGUCGAAAAGAAGGAAUGUGGAAGGUGAUUCUUCUCGAUGUAGGAAUGCUAAUGUUUUGAUAUGGACUCCUAAUAUGGAAGAUAAGCUAAUUGAUGCUUACUUGAAUCAACAUGUAAUGGGAAACCGAGUUGAUGGGAAUUUUACAACAAUGGCUUAUAAUGAAAUAGUAGCCGAACUUAAAGAAAGCUUUCCCGAUAAGCCAUUUGAUAAGGAAAAAGUAAAGAAUCGCAUGAAAUAUAUGAAGACAAAAUGGACAGCUUGUUAUGAUUUAUUUAAGAAUGUUGGAAGUGGCUUUGCUUGGAAUCGAAGCACGGGUUUGUGGAGUGCGGAACGUGAGGUUUGGGAUAGACUAAUCGAGGCUCACCCAGAAGCUGCUGAAUGGAGGACCAAGUCUAUCCGAAACUAUGAUAAACUAUUGGAGCUUUUUGCAGCUGAUAGAGCAAAUGGGGAACUUGCUGAAACUGCGGCUGAGAUACGAGAAAGGAGGAGGGAUUUUAGUGCAAGCAAUGGCUUUGAUUCUCAUACAAUUGAGGACAUCGAUGGUAUGGUUUCUCGAAAUGAAAUUUUGUUAGAGAAUUUCGAUAGGAUUAAUGAUGAGGACCCAAAUGACAACAAUGAUGAACAUGUGAUUACCCCUGAAACCAAAUCAACUGCAAAUUCACAAAAGAAAACUAGAAAAUCGAAGGAUGAAAUUUCUAUUGUUGAUCAGGAGGUGAUAAAGGGUAUGCAGAGGAUAGCUGAGGCAAUUGAAUCCACUGGUGAUAAAUACGUACAAGCUCUUGAACGUGCUCCAAUGAAAAGUAGUGAUGUUUGGAAUCAUUUGCUUGAACUUGGUGUUGAGACUGCUCAAAUUAAACAAGCGUAUCUUUUCCUAACUAAGCAUCCAGAGGAUCUAAAAGCUUUGCUUGGAUGUCCAUUUGAAGAGCGCAAGGAACUUCUUAUGAUGAUGUUAUCUUGAGAAUCUAUUGUUAUUUAUUUUUGUAAGUUGUA
Asparagus officinalis (garden asparagus) is the source of this 1732-nucleotide messenger RNA. RefSeq lists its product as uncharacterized. The record is from RefSeq and is a predicted model, not a curated record. The coding region runs from base 741 to 1700 and encodes 319 amino acids. NCBI's taxonomy places the organism in Eukaryota, Viridiplantae, Streptophyta, Magnoliopsida, Asparagales, Asparagaceae. The transcript has 4 exons.